AUGGCAGAAAUAAAACAAGCCUGUUAUGACAGUACGGGAGACGUAGAUUUGUGUCUUAUGAAAAUGAAGUUCUACUGUUCUACAAAGAAAUGUGAAGGUAAACAAGAAGCUCACGCCUUAGCGAGUAAACUCGAGAGGGCGGCGUUUCUAUGUAUUGCGAGAUUAGACGAUGAACUUCAAGAUGACCCAAAAGAAGUUAAAGCCGCUUUAAGGAAGGAAUUCGACAAAGAAUCGAUCGACCAUGAGAAAGCUGUCGACGAAUUACGAGGUUUAAGGCGAAAAGGCGGUGAAACACCACCACAGUUAGCGUGGAGAGUCGAGAAGGCUUACCCGGAGUUAUGCGCGUCAACAUACGGAUCGGCAAAGAAAACAAAGGAACAAAUGUCACAUGAUACUUUUUGGGAGCUAUUGACAAUGCAAUGAGUCUAAAGAUAAAGAGCGACAGUAAACAUCGAGAUUUAAAUUUAACACAACUUUCUGAAGAAUUAGAUCGGCUCGAGCUAAUUUAUAAAACAACAGCGCCAAAAGUAAACCUCGAAGUAAACAAUUUCAAAACGACAGGGGAAGCAGACGAAAUAUCGUUAAGAAGGAUAAUCAGAGAAGAGCUAGCAGCCGCCCUAUCCAAAGAAAACGAUGGAAGUCGGGAAACGGAAGACGAAACAAAACGUACGGUCGGGUUCGUUGGAAAGAGAAAUUUCCCGCCAAAACUAAGGAGUGGAAAAACCGGUAAAAAUCAAGCGUGUUUCCACUGCCAGUCGCCUGAACAUUUUCGGAAAGACUGUCCAUUUAAAGAUCUUUGUCAACGCUGCUGGCAAAAGGGCCAUACAGCACCAUCUUGCCAUGCUCCAAGCCCUCGCCCUUCGCCGUCUUUAAACUCCAAGCGGCUGGGAACAAUCGUCAGCAAAAAUAAAUUCGUUCUCAGCCGCGAAGAAAUUUGUUACAGCAGAGAGUUCAAGCAUGAGUUUAUUUGUGAUUCUGGAGCAGAGGUUUCAUGCAGUUAUUCCAACGACGUUAGCACAAGAACAUUACAUGAAAAUUCAACCAAUUACACGUCACGUAGAGAUGGCUAAUGGGACACACGCAGAAUGCAGAGGUGUGGUUCAAACAUCAGUUACGGUAGGGACAAAUAGUUGUAUAUUGAGUUUUUUUGUGGUAAGUGGUGUUCAAAACGGGAUUCUGGGCCUGGACUCUUUGGGGAAAUUGGGUGUAUCGUUGAACACAAGAAAAAAAUUGGCAACAAUAGAUGGGGCCCAACCCGUGUUACAACCGGAAGUAGAUACCCCACAGGAAAUGCUAAAGUGUUGCCACAUACGAGGUGCGUAAAGUCGUGAUAUUAAGCCAUUUGAAGAAAUAUUCAUUUGGGGUAAAUUGGAAGAUAAGAAUGAAAAACUUACUAGAGAUUCGUAUAUCGAAGGUACGGAACAUUUUCAGCAGAGAACUGGGCUUCUUACAGCCCCAAUAAAGAUUUCGGCAGAAAUGAUGAACGAUGAAAAUAAAAUCCCUAUAUACGUACUGAAUACUACUGAUAAAUCAAUCAGAGUUUAUAGAGAACAAACUGCGGCCACAAUUCAGAAACUGCCAAGUACCCACAACAUAGCACAUAUUUCAGAGUCAAAUAUGGGGGGAAAUAAUCCAUCAUCACAAUAUGACCCGGUCCCAGAAGUAUCAGUUGGUGAACAAUUGACAACACAACAAAGAGAAAACCUAGAAGUUUUAAUUCGAAAAAAUACACAAGUUUUCGACUACCCAGGAAACAGUGGGUUCGCCACAACAAUAGACCACACAAUACCCACAGCCGUAUCUGAUCCAAUUGUGUGCCACCCCAGACUACACAACCUGGGGUUAACACAAAAAAUUAAUGAAGCAGUAGGAAACCACGUAAAUUCGGGACAUUUGACACCCUCUAAGUGCCCUUGGGCAUUUCCAAUUUAUCUGUAUUGAAACCAGAUAAAACAGUUCGAUUGUGUGUAGACUACAGACCACUUAACAAAAUUACCCAGAAUGACCCAUAUCCAAUGGGAAUAUGCAAGAGGUCUUAGAUAAUCUAUCAGGUGCUAACUAUUUUAGUGUUAUUGACUUGGCCCAAAAUAAGUUAUUUGCAGGUCCCACUGGCCAAGGAAGAUCGACAAAAGACAGCGUUUCGAUCACCUACUGGGUUUUGGGAAUGGACAAGAAUGCCAUUUGGUUUAAAAGGAAGUCCGGCAACUUUUUCUCGGUUGAUGCAGAAGGUUCUAGGACACAUUCCACCACAUCGGUUGGCAUUGUACAUGGAUGAUAUCUGUAUUAUUAGCAAAACGUUUGAGGAACAUUUGGUAAAUCUCCAGGGAGUAUUUGAUGCAUUGCGACAGCAUGGAUUACGAGUUAAAGCUAAGAAAUGUGCUUUCGCAAUGAAAGAAGUGAAAUUUCUUGGACACAAAGUUUGCAACAAGGGUGUACAGCCAGAGGAACAUAAAGUAAAGGCAAUUCGUGCAUGGGUUGCACCAACUUGUCUUAAAGAGGUGCAAAUGUUUUUGGGUGCAGUUGGGUGGUAUCGGAAGUUUAUCAAGGAUUUUAGUACAAUUGCUCGACCAUUAACAUGGCUUUUGGAGAAAGAUGUCACAUUCACUUGGGGUAAUGAGCAAGGUGAUGCAUUCAAUACACUAAGACAUAAGUUGGUUAAAGCUCCAGUAUUAGCCCAUCCUGACCCCACUCGACCCUUUGUUGUUACCACGGAUGCAAGUAAAGUGGGUCUGGGUGGUGAACUAUCACAAGAAGAUCCACAAGGACAAUUACAUCCGGUUGCAUAUUUCAGUCGUACAUUGACCAAACGAGAACGUUCAUAUCCAACUUAUGACAGAGAAGUGAUGGCUAUGCGAGACACGCUUAAGCAUUUUCGGUAUUAUCUGUUAGGAGCACAAGUAGUGACGAGGACCGACCACAAACUUCUUCUAAAGAUCCUGGAACAGAAAGAUCCAUUUGGACGAAGAGCGACAUUGAUGAGAGAUAUAGCAGAAUUCGAACCACGCAUAGAGUUUAUUCGAGGGGAGGAUAAUCACAUGGCAGAUGCUCUUAGUCGGAUCUGA
Messenger RNA from Paramuricea clavata, 3062 nucleotides. The record is from the annotation of a GenBank genome assembly. NCBI's taxonomy places the organism in Eukaryota, Metazoa, Cnidaria, Anthozoa, Malacalcyonacea, Plexauridae.